Drosophila takahashii is the source of this 2403-nucleotide messenger RNA. RefSeq lists its product as uncharacterized. Gene Ontology annotation, biological process: regulation of lipid biosynthetic process. NCBI's taxonomy places the organism in Eukaryota, Metazoa, Arthropoda, Insecta, Diptera, Drosophilidae. Gene Ontology annotation, cellular component: cytosol. The record is from RefSeq and is a predicted model, not a curated record.
UCUCUGUAAUUUUUGGAAGUCUCUUUGGCUGCGGUGCUCGCGCAAUCAAUUGAAAAUUGAAAUUGAAAUUAAGGCAAAUCGAAUCGGUGCGGGGCGCGUGCAGACUGCUUAGAAUUCCUACGUAUUUUAAUUGGAUCGCCCAAGAUCGACGGCCAAAGUCGUGGUCUUAUCAAGCUCGGUGCGUGCAUGCAAAUUUUUGGCAUAAAACAGCCGCGACUUCUUGGAAGGCAGCGCACUAGUCAGAGUUCCGCCGGGGCAGCAGCUACUCCAAGCACAACCGAAACAGAAACCGAAGCCAAGUCAAGCCAAUCACCUGUGGAGAUUUCAUAAUCCCAGCCCCAAUCCCAGCCAGGAAUACUCCGAUUCCGAACGCGAGUGAAAGUGCGCGAGUGUUGGUGCGGCCGAAAGAAAAGCGAAUUCCCCAAGUCAAUUGUGUCAGCAGUACAUCAUCUUCGGGAGCACACAGAAGCACAGAGCCAUCAUGAGUGGAUACACAGACCUCACCAAGCUGGAGACCAGUCGGAACUGCCUGCGCCGCAUCGCCCGUCACGAUGAGCAGCAGUUCUCCAAAGACAGCAUCGUCAAUGUGAUGGAGAAGUUUGUGAAGACUGUCAACAUAAUGGACGACACCAUACUGGUGCCAUGCAGGCUCAUGGAUCGACAGAUCGGCGACAGCACUGACAUCAUCCCAGCCACCGGCAAGGACUCCACCGCCAACCAGCUGACACAGAGCUCCAGCGCCCACGGCAAGCGGGGGGCGGCGCACUCGAAGAAUGUGCAGGACUUCCUCAGCGCCUCCGAGCUGUUCAAUCUGUACAACAUGUUGAACUCGCUCAAAAAGGAUCUGCUCUGGACCGCCAACCAGGAGGACGACCAGGAGCAGCACCCCCAGCAGCAACAGCUCAACGCCAGUCCCAAUUCCUCAGCGAAUUGCAGUUCCAGCGAGAGCAAGACUGAGUCCAGCAGCAGCGGCAGCCCGAGCACAACCGUCAAGGGCCAUGUGCGCCGCACCUCCACCGCCUCGAUGAUGUCCACCAACUCGGUGAGCAACAUGAGCGACUCGGACUCGGACAUCUCGCAGGAGAACGACUCGGGACUGGAGUCCGACGGCAACAAGAGCGACAACGCGCAGAGCAGCGACGGUAGCGACAUCGUGGAUGUGGCCAAGUCGAAGCAGGGCUCCGGGGACAAGGCCACGGAGCUGGCGCAGCGCUGCCGGAGGCAUCUGAACGGUCUGUACCAGUGCCUGGAGCAAAUGACAGAGGCGGCCAACUACCUGACCGCCAGAUACCAAAGUGAUAUUGGGCCCGUCUAGGACGGCCCACUCAACGCCUUCUCGACCCUCUUCUCCUACGCCUCCUAAUCCUAAUCCUACACCUACACUUUCACUUCCUUUCGAGCUGGGCGGGGUUAACUUCAUAUUAUAGUCGCGGGCGGGUCUUUACACUCAUUAGUAUCAAGUGAAGCAAGUGUGAGGUCUUUCUUUCACUUUAACUAUAAACUAUAACUAUUACUGUAUCUGUGUAUCUAUAUCUAUGUAUAUGAUAAUGUAUAUGUAACUUGAGGGGGUGCUAAGUAAGACAUAUGAGGAUCGUAUGUGUGCAUGAGGAUUGUAUAAAUGUAUAACUGAGGAUGAUAAAUAACUGGUAGUUAUAGUAGUGGAUAAAGCAGCGCCUAAAGCAACAAAUCAACAAAACGUUCUAUUGUAAAAAUCGUAACUUCUUCGUUGUAUCUCUCUUAUGGGUUUUAAGGGGAACCGACCGAAAUGAAAAAGAAAACUCACAGAAGCCAAUCACAUCAGUCCCGAUCAUUCCUUCUGUUUUCGUUGGGGUCCCAUUGCGCUUCAGUCAAAAGGGUUCUCCAUGGCGUAGCUGUGGCCCCAACCCCUAUGUAGAUCCCUCAUUCUUUGCAAUUUGAUUUCGUAUAUACAUUGGAUAGAUAGCUAUGGGGACUGCAGAAACACACUAAAGCAAACACUGUUCAACAAGUACAAGAAAUAUAAUUUCUAACUAAAUUACGAAUACGAACACAAGUGAAGUGGGAGCGGAGGCGGAAGCAAGUGGUGAUGGCCCACUUCACUUUUAGCCUGUAUGCAAAUUUAUAUAUUCCACAAUUGUUAUUGUAAUUGUUUAAGCCAACUAUUUGUGCCGUUAUGUUUCGUUUGAUAUCCUCUUCGCAGCCAGCCAGCGACAUCCAGUGGAUCCAGCGGAGUGGGAUGGGGAUGGGGAUGGCGAGUUCCUCCCAGACCCCACCGAAUGUCACCCGGAGAUUCACCUGCUUGUCACUGGUUCGGCUUCGAAGAUCGCAGAGCAAACUGUAAAUUACUAACGUUAAUAGCGCUUGUGCGAGAGCUAAAAAGAGAAUUAUUUAUACACAAUAAAUAAAUUUUACUUAGAAAAUAUA